Rubroshorea leprosula is the source of this 940-nucleotide messenger RNA. Lineage: Eukaryota; Viridiplantae; Streptophyta; Magnoliopsida; Malvales; Dipterocarpaceae. The record is from the annotation of a GenBank genome assembly.
GAUUUUCUUUUUGUUUUCUCUUGAUUUCUUCCUUUUCUUUUUUGUUUUCUUCCGUUUGAGGAAAAUUUCUCUGAUCUUGUGGCUUGAUCUUGGCCGGUUAUCUUGUGAUGGCCGUUAAUCCCUCUGCUUCCGAUUCGCUUCCGACUUCUGCUACUGGCUCCGUUCCAGUGAUUGCUUCUGGUUCUGUUCCGGCCAUGAUUUCUGGCUCUGAUUCGGUUGCGGUUUCUGGCUCUGUUCCAUUGCUUGGGAUAUUGCCGAGAUGGGGGUGGAUCCCAUUGCCAGAGGUGUUUAAUUGUGAUUGCAAUUCUACCCUCCAAAUGCUGAACCCAUGUCGCUGUGUCCUUCAUUUCAAACCUUUAAACCCUACCAAGACCCUAAAAUCCCACCCAAAACCCAGGCGUUCAGUCGCCAUUGCAUCCGCCCUGCAAUGGAAUAGGAAGCCGCAGCUGGCAGGGGAGACUCCGUGCGUUGUGGUGAUCACCUCCGGAAAAGGUGGAGUUGGAAAGACUAUUACCACCGCAAAUGUGGGUCUCUCGCUGGCCCGCCUCGGGUUCUCGGUGGUGGCCAUUGACGCCGAUGUCAGGCUCCGCAACCUCGACCUUUUGCUCGGGUUGGAGAGCAGGGUUAAUUAUACGGUGGUCGAGGUGCUUAAUGGUGAUUGCCGCCUGGACCAGGCCUUGGUCCCGGACAAGAGGUGGUCGAAUUUUGAGCUGUUUUGCAUUUCCAAGCCCAGAUCGAAACUCCCAAUUGGGUUUGGUGGGAAAGCGCUGGUGUGGCUUGUCGACGCGUUGAAAUCCCGUGAAGAAGGGUCACCGGAUUUCAUUUUGUGAAUGCGGAGGUUUUCAAGGUACUCCUUAUUCUCUAAAUGCUCAGCUUUUCAUACCUCUUGUUGAUCCUGCAUAUAAGAACAUUUAUUUUUGAAGAAAACAUUUGGGUUGUA